AUGAAAGUCCUGAAAUUCGUCGUCACUUCCAUGGUCAUUGGCCUUGCUGGAGCCGAAACCAUCCGUGGGUCUACAGCAGAGUUUGAAAGGAUGCUGCAGGAGGACUCGAGCGCUCAAUGUUCGUCGAACCCCGUUUGCCUCGCUAUGGGCGUGGAAGGGGCGUGCUGCCCCACCGCAGACGGCGUUUUCUUGGACUGCUGCAACCGUUCUUGCAGUGCUCACAGCGCUUGCAACACCUUGGCCGACAACUGCUGCCCCACAAAUGACAACGUCGAGUUAGAUUGCUGUGACCACCAGGAAAAAUUGGAAGAGUUCCGCAGCUAUCGGAACAAUGCGGCUCGAGCUUGCUCUGCCCAUACAAGCUGCAGGCAGUUAGCCGGGGAUUGCUGCCCUACCGUCGACAAUGUCUACUUGGAUUGCUGCGGAAAUUAG
Molecule: messenger RNA, 432 nt
Organism: Seminavis robusta
Lineage: Eukaryota; Bacillariophyta; Bacillariophyceae; Naviculales; Naviculaceae
Source: the annotation of a GenBank genome assembly